AUGGUAUCAGCAGAAUUUGAAGAAAAAGCAAACACCGUGUCCAAUUUGGCCAAAAGACCUAAUGAUGAUGAAUUGUUGAAGCUCUACGGUCUCUACAAACAAGCUACUGUUGGUGACAACACUACAGACAAGCCAGGUACCUUUGAUUUCAAAGGCAAGUACAAAUGGCAAAGUUGGAAAGACUUGGAAGGAACACCACAAGAAGAGGCAGAAAAGAAGUACAUUGAAUACGCAGUGGAAUUGAUCAACAAGUACAACAAUUAA
Messenger RNA from Lodderomyces orthopsilosis Co 90-125, 264 nucleotides. It is a transcript of the gene ACB1, whose product is annotated as long-chain fatty acid transporter. Lineage: Eukaryota; Fungi; Ascomycota; Pichiomycetes; Serinales; Debaryomycetaceae. The record is from RefSeq and is a predicted model, not a curated record. The coding region runs from base 1 to 264 and encodes 87 amino acids. Gene Ontology annotation, molecular function: long-chain fatty acyl-CoA binding. The transcript has 2 exons. Gene Ontology annotation, biological process: fatty acid metabolic process.